CUGUUGCUACGUCAGCAGGAGACUCAGCCAGCUCUCGAGUCACGAUCCGCUGUGGAGGAGACACUGCAAAAAGUACUGGCUGAUAUCAGAAGAAGAGAAAGCUCAGAAGAACCAGUGCUGGAAGUCUCUCUUCAUAGAUACUUACUCCGACGUAGGAAGAUACAUUGACCAUUAUGCUGCUAUUAAAAAGGCCUGGGAUGAUCUCAAGAAGUAUUUGGAGCCCAGGUGUCCUCGGAUGGUUCUCUCUCUGAAAGAGGGUGCUCGCGAAGACGACCUGGAUGCCGUGGAAGCGCAGAUUGGCUGCCAGCUGCCCGCCGAUUGCCGCUGCUCCUACCGGAUCCACAAUGGCCAGAAGCUGGUGGUUCCUGGGUUGCUAGGGAGUAUGGCCCUGUCUAACCACUACCGCUCGGAAGAUCUGUUGGACGUGGAUACAGCCGCCGGGGGCUUCCAGCAGAGACAAGGCCUGAAGCACUGCCUCCCUCUCACGUUCUGCAUCCACACCGGUUUGAGCCAGUACAUAGCCGUGGAAGCUGCAGAGGGCCGGAACAAAAACGAAGUUUUCUACCAGUGCCCCGACCAAAUGGCUCGGAACCCAGCUGCUAUCGACAUGUUUAUCAUAGGUGCUACUUUCACUGACUGGUUCACCUCUUACGUCAACAACGUGGUCUCAGGGGGCUUCCCCAUCAUCCGAGACCAGAUCUUCAGGUACGUGCAUGACCCUGAGUGCGUGGCCACGACGGGGGACGUCACGGUGUCGGUCUCCACCUCGUUCCUGCCGGAGCUCAGCUCCGUCCACCCGCCCCACUACUUCUUCACGUACCGGAUCAGGAUCGAGAUGUCCAAGGACGCGCUCCCUGAGAAGGCGUGCCAGCUGGACAGCCGCUACUGGAGGAUCACCAACGCCAAAGGGGACGUGGAGGAGGUGCAAGGCCCCGGCGUGGUCGGUGAGUUUCCGAUCAUCAGCCCAGGCCGGGUGUACGAAUACACCAGUUGUACCACGUUCUCCACGACGUCAGGAUACAUGGAAGGGUAUUACACCUUCCACUUUCUGUACUUUAAAGACAAGAUCUUUAACGUUGCCAUCCCUCGAUUCCAUAUGGCAUGUCCGACGUUCAGGGUGUCUGUAGCCCGAUUGGAGAUGGGCCCCGAUGAGUACGAGGCGAUGGAGGACGAGGACGAGGACGAGGACGAGGGUGAGUCGGCAGACGUGGGGGAGUCGGACGGAGACGAGGAGGAGCACCGGAGGGUCUUCGACGUGCCGGCCCGCAGACGCCGCUGCUCACGCCUGUUUUAGCCAGGCCUGUGUGGCCGGAAGACUGGUGGCUCUGGGCCGUCUGGCGGGUUCCCAAUCCUGUAAAUAGCGGCACCGCCCUCGGCCUGUGGUCGCCCGGGCCCUGGUUCCCCGACGCUGCGUCCGGCCGUCAUCCUGGUUCGCUGUGUUUUUGUGGUAGAAGAGAAAAUGAGGGCUUCCCCCACCACCCCAGAGUCAGAGGAGGAAUCGUUCUUUAGCUAAAGAACAGCCACUUUGUUUUCAUAUAUUUUGUACGUGUAAGGAUACAAAAAAGGAUGGAGUGGUUUUGAGUAAGGGUUUAAAAUGUAGCAGAAACACGCCAGCAGCGAGACCGAGGGCUGAGCCUGCGAGGCCGUCUCCGGUGCUGAUUCGGAGCACGCAGAGCUGGUACUUAGGCCGGUCCCUCUAGUGACCCUCGCGUUUUGUGCUCAGGGAGCCGACGCGCUCCGUGACCUGACGCCUGUGGUCUGCCCCUCCUUUGACAAUCCCUCUUUGAAUCAGUCUUCAGCACGACGACCCCACGCCCUGUCCCCCACAUCGUUUCUGACACGCAGUAUGCACCAGUCCGUGCCCCACCGUUUCUCCACCGUGUCUCAUGUGGCCUGUCUAAACUCUGCCCCAUGGUGUCCCCUAGACCUGGCCUGUCUAAACUCUGCCCCACGGUGUCCCCUAGACCUGGCCUGUCUAAACUGCCCCGCUGUGUCCCCUAGACCUGGCCUGUCGACCCUGUGCUAGUGACAUGGACCUUACGUGAGCUUCAGUAUGUUUUCCUGAAACAUGGGGUUUUUUGUAAUUAGAUAAUUGUGAGUUUGGGAUGGAAUCUUUCAGGUGUCAAAAGCUCAUAUUUUAAAAGCAAACUUUGGUUCCAA
Tupaia belangeri chinensis (Chinese tree shrew) is the source of this 2160-nucleotide messenger RNA. It is a transcript of the gene FBXO3, whose product is annotated as F-box protein 3. The record is from RefSeq and is a predicted model, not a curated record. Gene Ontology annotation, cellular component: cytoplasm. Gene Ontology annotation, molecular function: protein binding. Lineage: Eukaryota; Metazoa; Chordata; Mammalia; Scandentia; Tupaiidae.